UAAAGUUCCGGAGUAACUUGGAGGUGGAAUGGUGCUGAAAGUUGGAUCUUAGAGAGGAGAGGCCGAGCGGUUCCUGAGGGCUCGGGGAGAGAGACAGGGAGGAGGAGGAGGGCUAUGUCAGCAGAGGGCUGUCCGCAGCUGGGGGUCUCCUGUGCCGAGGAUCCGGUGCGCUGUAUCGCGGAGCUCCGGGAGCGGGCACUGCGGGAGAGCGCACACUGGCCGCUCGGUCUGCGGAAUGAAUUCCUGCUCAGGUUCCUGAGAGCCCGGGACUUCGACAUCGAACAGGCACUGAAGCUUCUGUCAAAUUACCAUAAAUGGAGAGCAGAAUGCCCUGAGAUUUGUGCAGAUCUGAGGCCUUUAACAGUUCUGGGCCUCCUCAAGGCUGGUUACCAUGGGGUUUUAAGAUCUCGCGAUUCCACUGGAAGCAGGGUUUUAAUAUACAAAAUUGAACACUGGGAUCCCAAGCUUUUCUCAGCCUAUGAGGUGUUUCGCGUCAGCCUCAUUACAUCAGAGCUAAUUGUGAAGGAGGUGAAAACCCAGUUGAAUGGUGUGAAGGUUAUCUUUGAUCUUUGUGGCUGGCGAUUUGCUCAUGCUCUGCAGAUCAGUCCAACAGUUGCCAAGAGAAUUGCUGCUGUGCUUGUAGACUCCUUUCCAUUGAAGGUCCGAGGUAUCCACAUGAUCAAUGAACCCGUACUGUUUGAUUCAGUCUUUGUCUUAAUUAAACCAUUCCUGCCAGAAAAAAUCAAAGAGCGGAUUCACAUGCAUGGGAGCAAUUACCAGCACAGCCUUUGUAAGCACUUUCCAGCUCAAAUUCUUCCCCCUGAAUACGGUGGCCAGGGACCUCCUUAUGAGGAGCUUUGUCAGGAAUGGACUGAAUUUGUGCUGCAGUCUGAGAAAGAUCUUCUUGAACUUUCACUUGUUACUUGACAUUUCGUGCCAAUGCGUCCACUGUUUGAACAUUGUGUUAAUCAAUGCAAUAUAACUGUAAACACUAACUCUGUUUUAUAGAACAAACAGGUAUCACGUUAAGCAUUAUGAUGUAUUACAAGCAGAAAUUAAUUUUAAAAGCUAUCAAAUUUGAACAAAAUGUAUAGUUUUUGAUAUUUCAGAUUACUGUAAAUUAAGAUUUUAUUAGUAUGUAUUUUGAUUUCUGAAUACAUUGUCUUAAAGUUUAAUAUUUAAAGCUUUAGGAAUGAAACCUUUUUGCAGUGGGUUGAAUUAUCAGUUGCCCUUGUUAAAAGAUUAGAUUUCCUACAGUGUAGAAAAAGGCCCUUCAGCCCAACAAGUCCACACCGACCCUCUGAAGAAUAACCCACCCAGACCCAUUUCCCUCUGACUAAUACACCUAACACAAUGGACAAUUUAGAAUGGCUAAUUCACCUGACCUGCACAUCAUUGGACUGUGGGAGGAAACCCACGCAGACACGGGGAGAACGUACAAACUCCACGCAGACAAUUGCCCGAGGCCGGAAUCGAACCUGGGUCCCUGGUGCUGUGAGGCAGCAGUGCUAACCACCGAGCCACUGUGCCGCCCUUUGGCGGGAUCUCUCACUGUGUGCUGAAAAAAUACUGAAAGCCUGUUGUGACGUGCAAAUACCUUUUUAAUUGCCAUUGCAACAUUUUUGGAAAGAAAAGUGCAAAAUUCUGAGAGUUAUAUGCAACAAAAACAAAACAGUAGAUUCUACAAGGCUCUUCUAUAUCACCUGGGUGUUGGGGGAGUAUCACAGCAUGGGAGAUCGAAACUUUCCCUGUAGCAUCGGGGAAACACACCUGUCUGUUGUGGCCUUACGAAUGCAGUGUUCUUUAAUAAAAUGAAAAACUUUUUAUUGUUCCUGAACUGCACCUUCCCCAGCCCUGCCUGAAUCCAGCUGCAUGCUGGGCUGGUUUGACUGAGAAACACUUCUCAUUUCCUGCCCAAGCCAUCUAGCAAAGAUUAUUGUGCUGACUUCAGGCUAACAUUGGUUUGUGAUUUUAAAAAAAAGUCUCUGCCAGUUUUGGGAGGGUUCCCUUGUCAACUGCUAACUGGAAGGUGAAUUCUGAUUACUCUAGGACAGUUCAGUGGCACUUGGAUUGUUUUAAAUGCUGACCAAUCUGGCUUCCAUCACAUCAGUAAGGUUAAAUUUGUUGCACAGUUUAUAUAUUAAGCCAGAAAUAGUCUGACUUGAAAGAAGUGAAAUAAAUGCAAGA
Messenger RNA from Hemiscyllium ocellatum (epaulette shark), 2187 nucleotides. RefSeq names its product tocopherol (alpha) transfer protein (gene ttpa). The transcript has 5 exons. Gene Ontology annotation, cellular component: membrane. The record is from RefSeq and is a predicted model, not a curated record. Bases 115 to 927 code for a protein of 270 amino acids. Gene Ontology annotation, molecular function: phosphatidylinositol bisphosphate binding. Lineage: Eukaryota; Metazoa; Chordata; Chondrichthyes; Orectolobiformes; Hemiscylliidae.